UCAUUCAAAAUUAGCUAUGCCCACAGCAUCUUUUAAGUGUUUGAACAUAUACCUGUGUUUGUUUUUCAAUCACAAGGAUCGUCAGUUUGCAUUGAGCUGUCCGGUUGAUCGGUCGAUGUCCAGCCCGUCUUCCAAUCAAUUUCAACAGUGCGCUUCUAUAUUUUUAAAAGGGGUUUGUUUGAUUGUAAUAUCUUUCAGUCUUCAUUAUUUGAUAGAAUUCGCUGGUGCAAUCGAUCAGAUUGUGAUGCAUCGACCAUUGACAGUGCCGUCGAAACAACGAAGAAAGAGCCGCCAUCGGUGGGUGGCUACAGUAUUUAUAGUCAUGCUUUCAGCUCGGAUGCUGAUCAUGGCUGACAGUCUAACGGCCACUUCUCGGCCGACAUUCAACAGUGAUCAUCCUGCAGAGAACCAACCUGAAAGUGGCGAUUUCCUCGCCAUGUCUGAUACAGGGACCGGCAAAGAACCCAACAGCCGACAUUUCAGAGUAGCGCGUAGCGAAUUCUCUGAUUUUUGUUUGAAUGGCGAUUGCAUUAACGGCGAUGUCCUCAAAGUUGUCAGCAAAUUAGCCAAGCGCAUUCUAAGCGAUCCACGGAUCCUUGGUCUUCGGACGGCCAGUGAACCAGAUGACUUCCAAGCUGGCCGCAAAAUCAGUUCGUCUAAAAAACGUCGAAUCAGUAACACUCGUCGAAGUGAUGAGGAAAACGGCGAAAACAACGAUCAAAAGAUGAAAGAUGAAGAUAAAAAAGCUUCCGAUGAUACUUCUUCUGAGGAAAGAGCGUCGGUGGUGAAGGUGGACACGACGGUGAAUUGUUACGGAGCAUCGGACGGUUGGGAUUCACCUGGCAUCUACUGGGAAGAUGACGGUUAUAACGUUGAAGCUUACGUAAGCGAGGACGAAUCCAUUCUGGAUUACGGCGAUACCGAACACGCCAGCACUAAUGUUGGUGGCGAAGGCGAAAAAGUCUCGGCGGCCCGCGCCAUUGACGAUUCAAGCUUGUUUGAUAUUCAUUCGUUAACUAGUCGCGACGAUUACUUCGACAACAACGAGCAGAUUACUCAAAGGCACGAUAAAAAUCGGCUCAACGUUCGGUACAAUGAUCCCGACUCUUAUCACGCGUCGACCAGUUCAGAUUCAAACGGCAUUCUUAAAGAGAAGAAGUAUGGAGUUCCGGGCGGAGUAAAGUAUGGCGAAGAUGAUGGAUAUCCGGAUACUCGGGGAAAGACUAAAUUAUACAAUAAUUACGGAAGGGAUGAUGAUGAUGAUAGCAGUAGUGGAGGGGGACAGAAGGGUGGUGGCUACGGGGGAGGCGGAAGCAGUUAUGGAGGAGGUGGGGGCUAUGGAGGCGGAAGCAGUUACGGCGGAGGCAGCAGCUAUGGGUAUGGAGGAGGAGGGGGUUAUGGCGGAUAUGACGAUUCUUGUUGCAAGAAUAAAUUAUUACCGAUUCUGUUGGUGGGAUUGUUGGGUUUGUUGGCCUUUUUCCUCUACAUCCGAUCGACCACAGUUGCGGGUCGGCGUAGCAUGGAUGAAAACGAUCUCUCUGAUGUGCUGCUAGAUGGUCCAACUUGGUUGAGCAUGGUCCAUGAAUUGUGGGAGCAAGACGCUGCACUUGGAAACACCGCCUGCACUCAAGAAACUUUAUGCCGGAUGAAUCGCUUAGCUAUGGCCGCACCCGGACAAGCAGGAUGGGCAGUUUCACUUUCAAGUUUGCCUUUGAGCUACCUGUUGCACACUCGCCAUUCUGGUGGAUUCAGUUCGUAUGUCGAUGCAUCACUGAUGGGCCGAUCUGGUGCGAAUUGCACUGAACUUUACUUAAGCUGCCCUCGUCUGACAUAUUAAACAAAAAAAAAUAUUGAAUUACCAACAACACAAUUUUUAAUCGAACAAUGAAUUGGGUGUGUGUUAAUAAACAUAGGUAUUUGAACGGUGAAGAUUUUAAAAUACACAAAUUAAAUUAUU
This is a messenger RNA of Daphnia pulex (common water flea), 1957 nucleotides long. RefSeq lists its product as uncharacterized. The coding region runs from base 17 to 1837 and encodes 606 amino acids. NCBI's taxonomy places the organism in Eukaryota, Metazoa, Arthropoda, Branchiopoda, Diplostraca, Daphniidae. The record is from RefSeq and is a predicted model, not a curated record. The transcript is spliced from 3 exons.